UUGAAAAUAAAAGUUUUAAGAAUUUCUCAAAUGUAUAUAUUUAAUAUACGUAGCAGUGCUGCCAGAUGUUUUAGUCAUUUCGCGUUCCCAUAACAGCAAUAAGAACAACAACAACAACAACAACAACAACAACAACAACAACGACAACGACAACAACAUUAAAUUAACAACAAAUAAUUGUAUUCCUUAUUUCCGAUAAAAUUUAAUAGCGUAUCGACAUCUUGAUUGUUUGCGUAUACGAACGUGUUUUGUUUUUGUAAACUUUAAACUUCGCCUCUGCCGCCACAUAGUACAAAAAACAAAUAAUAGCAAAAUAAUAAAAUUAGUUUCAGUAACAAUCUGCUGCUUGUCGUAACAACUUUUUUAAGUGUUCUCCCCCGUAUAAUAAAAAAGUUCAUCAUCAAGUGUUGGCGAAAGAAAAACGAAGAAAAUGUCAGCAAUAAAUAAUCGUAAUCAAAAGAUGGAACAACAGCGCCAGUUAAUGGAAGCUUAUAUAAAACAAAAACGUGCCUCGCCAGGUAUGGUACAAGCCAGCGACUUACAAAUAAAUCGUCCAAUGUCAGGUAUAAAGACAAAUAAUCGCGAAUUGCACGCCUAUGAUGGGCCAAUGCAAUUUAUGAGUUCAUUGCAAAAUCCUGAUCAAGUUAUUACCGGCAGCAAUUCAGCGAUAAAUCAAAGCAAACACAUCGCCAAUAAUUCGAAACAUUUGAAAACGCCAAAUCGCAUUAACACAAAUCAGCCGAAAGAUAUAAUUGAAGAUAUUUCCACCUAUGAUUUAGAAGAUGAGGAAAGUAGCCCUAUAGUGAUGAUGUGUACAAAAUUAGAAACACCACAACAUCAUAAAAACGAAAGUCAUUCCGCGGGCUCAUCACAUUUACCUCAACCUAGAUCGAGGCAGCAGUCUUUCGACGAAACUCUCGAUGAUGAGGACUACACUAAUCAAAAUAAUAUUGCACAAGCAGCUCCAAUAAUGCCAGCGAAGCAUUUAACGACGCCCAAUAAUAGCCAAGCAGGCAAUUCGACGAGUGUAGACAGUAUAGGGUCUCAAGACAAUCAGGAACCUGAAGGCGAAAUAAUCGGCAAUAUUGAGCAAUUUGUUACACAGCCAGCCGUUCAAUCUGUUUUGUAUAAAUGUCGUAUUACCCGCGAUCGGAAAGGCAUGGACAGAGGUCUAUUUCCAAUAUAUUAUUUACAUUUGGAACGUGAUUACGGUAAAAAGAUAUUUUUAUUGGGUGGACGCAAACGCAAAAAGAGCAAAACCUCCAAUUAUAUUAUUAGUUGCGAUCCAACCGAUCUCUCACGUAGUGCCGAAGGUUUCUGCGGUAAACUAAGAUCAAAUGUGUUCGGUACUUCAUUUACAGUCUACGAUAACGGGAGCAAAGAUGGGACAGAAAAUCCACGUUCAGAUUUGGCUGUCAUUAUUUAUGACACCAAUAUAUUGGGUUUCAAAGGGCCGCGUAAUAUGACUGUCAUAUUGCCUGGUAUGACCGAAGAUGAUCAACGAGUUAAAAUUAGUUCAUCGGAUCCCAAGCAACAAGGCAUCAUGGAUUUGUGGAAGAGUAAAAAUAUGGACAAUAUCGUUGAAUUACAUAAUAAAACACCGGUUUGGAACGAUGAAACUCAGUCAUAUGUUUUGAAUUUUCAUGGCCGUGUAACACAAGCGUCAGUAAAAAAUUUCCAAUUAGUUCACGAUUCUGAUCCGGAGUAUAUUGUAAUGCAAUUCGGCCGCACCUCGGAGGAUCUAUUCACGAUGGAUUACCGUUAUCCAUUGUGCGCUCUACAAGCGUUUGCCAUUGCUCUGAGUAGUUUUGAUGGUAAAAUAGCUUGUGAAUGAAUAGGAGAAGAAAAUCGCGUACACUAUAACGACAAAUAAGAAUCGAGAUUUUACGAACACCGGCAAUGCAAACUUUUUAUUUAUUUGGCCCUAUGAAUAAUGGAUUAAAAAAUUUAACGUCAACGAACAUGAAACGCUUUAAGACCACUUUUGGAUUAUUAAGUCACUCCACAAACUUUUCAAAGAAAGAUAAAAAAGUUUUAACUUAGAAUGUCCGCUAGAAAAACACUCACGCAUUUUCCUUUCAACUUGAAGUUCUUUUUUUAAAAUUGUCUUCAUCUAAAACACUUUCCCGUAAUGAUAAUAAGAACUCUAAGAUUUUAGACACCUUUGCUUUUGAAGACUAAGUGGGGUUAAGUUUAAUAAUGAAUUUCUCUUUUAUGCUCGUUCAUCCUCAGUAAAACAACCGAAUCUGGACCUAAUCACAGCCUUGGAAGGAUGAGAGGAUACUAAAUGUAAUCGUCCGUUUACGAUGUUCUCUGUCGAAUCUAUUACGAUUGUCUGCCGGGUGUUUGCCUUCGUAGUGCUUAAAAGUUACAAAAUUUCAAACAAGCCAAUGAUUCUCAGUCGCCGGACAAACCUAACCUUUCUACAGGUGCAGGAUUUCUCAAGUAUAAACCUUCUACUUAAAUGGGGUUAACACUGUCCAGGAUCAUCUAAAAGUAUUUACAUAGCUUUGAUCGAACAUAAUGGCAUGUUUAUUAUAAGAACUUUGAAAUUUGUGAUUGAAACCAGCAUUAAGAAGAGUUUCGCUCCAACAUGGAGAUAAUUAUCUUCUUUGAGUUUUCUUUGACCUAAUUCCCUUAGACUUCAUACAUUGUUAUUGUUACUAUAGUGUUUGGAUUUCUUUAGAUCAACGAGAUAAAUUCUGGAAUUAAACGAAAAAACUAGGUGUUUCCAGUUACUAUAAGACUGCACUGUCGCCAAUCUUGACAAAUUAAAAAAUAAAUGCUCCUAGACGUUUAAAAAAAAGGGGUUGCGUUCUGCAACAACUUUCAAAGGGCGAUUUCGGAUUGACAAAAAAGCUUUCUCAGUCAGAAAGUAGGCGAUUUAUUAAAAUAUUGUGUCUAUAAAUCUUAGUGUUUUAAUUUUCUUCAGCUGAAUAUAGCAGUGGAAUAUGGUUAGGGUCAACGUAGAGGUAGUAUAAACCAAAUUUUUCUUUAACUUAUCUUCCGAUAUAUCUCUGAGGAUUUACUUUUCCCAUAAUAUCGUUCGCAACUAAUGGUACGAUGCCUCACUUUGUUGACGGCAUACCACUGAAAUUUGAUAAAUUUCGGAUAGCUUUUGUUAUCGAAAGCCUAUAUGAAAUCACAAUAGUUAUAAUUGAUCUGAUCUAUUAUCAAUUGGUAUAAGUAUAAAAUAUUAAUGAGAACGAAACUUUACAUAUCUCCUCAAACAAAUGAGAUGUCCUCGUCUGAUUAAUACGAUUAACACUAUUUGACUUAGAAAUAUUUACUCCGGAAGGUCUUUUAAGAAUACACAAUAAUUAUGCUCUGAAUGGAAAAAAGUACAUACUGAUGAAGUUCGAGUUUGAAUGUCUACCAGAGUUUACCAACCCACUUUUUAAUUCAGGACUAAUUUCUAAAUUUUAAACCUUCUUAGUCAAUAUUGCUUACUGAAUUUUGGUUUCAUUCCGAAACUAUAGAAACCAGCGCCAGUCACUUCCCUUUUCUCACCCAUGUCCGCCGCCUUCGACUAUCGUCUCCUACACAGUAAAAACAGCGCCAUUUAUGGAUCGCCCACCGCUGCUUGCCCUUCUGUCAUGUAUUGUGUAAGCUGCAGUGUUUACGGAAUGGUUGAAUUUUAUUUCGCCAGAGCGUGCAAAAUUUGUUUACCUAAUUUUUCAAAUAAUGGCCUCUGACUCAGGCAUGUCUGCUGCCUUUUGCUAUCGUCUCUUAUAUAAUGAAAACAGCGCAAUUUAUGGAUCGCCCACUGCUGCUUACUCUUUUAUCAUUUACUGUAGAAGCCGCAGCGUUUAUGGAAUGAUGGAAUUUUAUUUCGCGAAAGGGUGCAAAAUGUUUUUGCCUAAUGUUUCCAACUUU
Molecule: messenger RNA, 3876 nt
Organism: Glossina fuscipes
Lineage: Eukaryota; Metazoa; Arthropoda; Insecta; Diptera; Glossinidae
Gene: ktub
Product: protein king tubby
Exons: 5
Coding region: 431-1834 (467 amino acids)
Biological process (GO): protein localization to cilium
Cellular component (GO): cilium
Source: RefSeq, a predicted model, not a curated record